Messenger RNA from Hippocampus zosterae (dwarf seahorse), 4544 nucleotides. RefSeq names its product zinc finger protein 532 (gene znf532). The transcript is spliced from 10 exons. The record is from RefSeq and is a predicted model, not a curated record. Lineage: Eukaryota; Metazoa; Chordata; Actinopteri; Syngnathiformes; Syngnathidae. Bases 614 to 4414 code for a protein of 1266 amino acids.
CCUCACAAGACGUAAUGAUUGUCGUUUCCUUCCCCGUUGUGGUCCUUCAUAAACACUCCCUCAUAUUUGAUUCACCAUCCAGAAAGGUGUCCCAUCCCGCCGACGUCUAUUUGAUCAGCGUUUUCUAUCAGACAAAGGCAAAAAAAAUGGGAGGUGAUGUCCCGGGAGGAGAGCAUUCCGUCUCCUGCCUGUGCGCUCUUGAGGCCGCAAUGCAGCGCCGGGGCUUUAUGGUGGCGCGAGCAGAACUAGCUGGAACCAGUUUGAGGCAGACAAGAGCGCUGACGGGAACAAUGCCGUCUCUGUGCUCCUCCUGAGUGCUUCAGAGAAUGACAAAAGAGGAUCCUUCCCAAGACCACGGCACUUAGCACAAGCCUGGAUGUAACCUGACCCUAACUUCUGGGCCUUUUGUGGCAAAGGCAGGAUUUUUGUUGUUGUUGUUGUCGUCGCCGGUUCGCUCAGGGUGGGGCGCGUGGCUUUUUGAGGGUUAGCCGUGUCGUGAAUAUGUUUAUUGCAGGAUGGGCAAAAAAAGGAGAGGAGGAAGGUUGGAAACGUGGCUGCAGAGGGACGAGGCGAGGCGAGAGGGUGAGGUCCAAAUUACAGCAGGGAAAGGAAGAUGGGAGAUAUGAAGACGCCGGACUUUGAGGACCUCCUGGCGGCCUUCGACAUCCCCGACAUGGUGGAUCCCAAAGCUGCAAUUGAAUCCGGCCAACAAGACGACCACGACGACAAAGUCAAGCAAGCCAAGUGUGGCUCAACCAACAAUGAGGAUGUUGGCGUAAGUGUCAUUGUCAAGAACAUUCGGAAUGCAGACGCAAGUCAGCAUGUUGGAACCCUGCUAGAAAAGGAUUUGCAGUUCCAUUCCCAACCUCAUUCGAUAAGAAUUGGCAAUCAACUUCAAAAUGGCUUCUCGACUUCCACGACAGUGGGUGUGCAUUGCAACAAAAAUGGAUGGAAUCUUUCCGAGGCGGAAGGACACGUGGAAUGUAAGCCAUCGUCGCCUUGCAAUCAGUUCAGUCCCAUCUCCAGUGCGGAAGAGUUUGAGGAGGACAACACGGAAGGAAGGGAACCGACGAUCAAGAACGCAGGACGUUCACUUCACAAAUCCACGCCCACGAAAGAGAGACCGCACUCGAAAUACCCCGCAUCCAGGGAGAACGUUUCCGAGUCCAAAAAUAAGGACUUAAAUCCAGACCAUAAUAAUAAUCAAAAUAUCAGUCUGGAAGGUUCUGCGUCCAAUAACGCCACUCAACUGUCUUUGUUUCAAGAAGAGCCCAAGGAAACUCCUCACUUUAUACAUAACAAGGAGAAUAAUGGUCAAACAUCCCAAAUCCAGUCAAAGACGUCCGCAAAACUUUCCUCUUGUAUCGCAGCCAUCGCGGCUCUGAGCGCUAAAAAGGAACAAAAUACAGACGUUAUUCGAGAUUCUCCGAUGACACUGAUGGACUCAAACCAAGACAAUGAAAAUUCCAGAACUGCGGGGAAGAAACGCGAGCCGGAAUCAGCAUUGGAGUUGGCAAAGCGCUUGCUAUCAGGACCGCCAGAUAGUCCCGCGAGUGUCAAUAGUGAAAGUAGCGGUACGGACACCACGCCGGUCAUUCCUAAAGUCAGGAUAAAAACAAUCAAGACUUCAUCUGGACAGAUCAAGCACACGGUGACACGAGUCAUUCCAGACUUGGAUCUUGGCAGAGUGAGCAAAGGAGACAACUUUGGAAAUGGCUUAACGGUAAAGGCUACUACUGGUGCGCUUAUUUCAUCUCCCGCGACGACAGUCGUCGCAACCUGUGGAGGAGGACCAUCGAUUGAAAUCACGAAGCAGAUGACCAUCAAACCAGUAGCAACGGCCUUCCUGCCCGUCUCGGCCGUCAAGACGGCCGGUUCCCAGGUCAUUAACCUGAAGCUGUCCAAUAACACCACCGUCAAAGCAACGGUCAUUCCGGCCGCCUCGGUACAAGGUGCCAGCGGUGCCAUCCUUAAAGCGGCAAGCGCCAUACAACAGCAGACCGUCAUGGUCCCCGCUUCCAGUCUGGCUAAUGCCAAACGUGUACCAAAGGCGGUCCAUUUUAGCAAUCUCAACCUUCUCUCUAAGAAUGUGUCCCCCGCUGCCAGCGAGCUCCAAAAAGGAACGCCGUCCUCCAGGCAAUCCCAACAACAGCCACUUCUCACCGGCCGGUCUUCGAAGAAGCUCUCCAGGGUUCAAGUCUUCAGCAGCUCUCAAAGCUCCGUCGUUGACGCUUUUAAUAAGGUUUUGAGUAGCAUAAAUCCCAUCCCGGUGUACGUCCCAAACCUCUCUCCGCCGACCUCCGCUUGCAUUUCGCUUCCCACUCGGGGCUACAAGUGCCUAGAGUGCGGCGAUUCUUUCGCUCUUGAAAAGAGCCUGACCCAACACUACGAACGUCGCAGCGUACGGAUCGAGGUGACCUGCAACCACUGCUCAAAAAGUCUGGUCUUUUACAACAAAUGCAGUCUGCUCUCUCAUGCUAGGGGCCACAAGGACAAAGGGGUGGUCAUGCAGUGCUCACACCUAAUCUUAAAACCGAUCCCCGCAGACCAGAUGAUAACGGCAUCGUCCUUUUCUGGACCACCCACCCUCACGGACAUCAUCUCCUCCGCCCCUGACGCGCAAGCCUUAGCCGUUCAAACCGCGGGGAAAGGUCAGAGUGGCGGGUCACAAAGCGCAGUGAGUUCAAUGGCCAACAGUUCUCCUCUGGAGGCAGCCGUGCCCUUAGAGGAGGACGCGUCAAAGCUCUGCAGGCACAGCCUCAAGUGUUUGGAAUGUCACGAAACGUUCCAGGACGACAGCUCACUCGCGACGCAUUAUCAACGCCUUCUGGAGACCGGUGGGCAGAAAACUUGCGCCGUCUGCCAAAUGCUUCUCCCAAACCAUUGCAGUUUUCUAUCCCAUCAACGAAUCCACCAGCACAAGCCCCCAUACGUUUGUCCAGAAUGUGGCGCCAGCUGCCGUUCUGUCCACUUCCAGUCCCACGUCACAAAGAACUGCCUGCACUACGCCCGUAGAGUCGGAUACCGCUGCAUCCACUGUAGCGUGAUUUUUGCCGAUGUCGCAACCCUCAAGUCGCACAUCCAGACGACGCACUGUGAGAUCUUCUAUAAAUGUCCACUUUGUCCCAUGGCCUUCAAGUCGGCGCCAGCAACUCACUCGCAUGGGUACACGCAGCAUCCCGGACUGAAGGCGGGCGAGCCGAAGCUUAUAUACAAGUGUUCCAUGUGUGACACCGUGUUCACGCUGCAGUCUCUGCUCUGCUCACACUUUGACCAGCAUGUUGCGAAUCAUAAAGUUCCGGUCUUCAAAUGUCCCGACUGCUCCAUGCACUAUGCGCAGAAACAGCUCAUGAUGGACCACAUCAAGGCCAUCCAUGGAACUUUGAAGACCACUGACGCAGCGCCAAAUUUGGGGCUCAACUUCCCCCUCAGCACCAAGCCUACAAAUUCAAACAACACCAACAACGGCCAAAGUAACAAAAACGACGGCGCAAAGGCCAAUGGUCAAAGCGAGGGUGUCAAUCAAGCUGCAUCUUCAUCACCAAAACACCCCAACAAAAACAGCUCAGGCGAGCUUAAGAACCGCAAUGGCUCAGCGUACACAUGCGGUGACUGCAACACUGUCAUCACUUCCAGAGAGGCCUUUGUGGCUCACAUGAAGCGAGAACACGGCAAGAUAUUGAAGAAGCACCCGUGCCGACAGUGCGAGAAAUCCUUCAGUUCUCCGCACAGUCUUUGUCGACAUGACCGCCUCAAACACAAGGGAGUGCGCAAAGUCUACACCUGUCCGCAUUGCCCAACCCUCAGUCAGCCGUUCACAAAGAGAGUGCUGCUGGAUCAGCACAUUCAGUUGAUGCAUGGUGCCACAGAGGAAAAGAGGGCAACCUCCGAUACCAGGGAUGAUUUGUCGGAGAAGAAACCGACCGGCAGCCCCAAGAGAAAGAAUGAAGAUGACGAAACCCCGGGGUUGAACCCCCGGAGCGCGGAUUCGCAGCCGUUGAAGAGGCUCAAGGUGAACAUCCCCAAAGUUCACAGGUGCGCCGUCUGCGGCUUCACCACCGAGGACGUGGCCGCCUUCCACAAGCACGUCCCCCAGCACAAGUCGGACGGAUCGUCCUACCAGUGCCAGGAGUGCGGCCUGUGCUACACCUCGCCCCGCUCCAAGGCCCGGCACCUCUUCAUCGUACAUCGGCUAAAGGAGCAAGGUCUCCACCGAUUCAGGGGUCAGGAUGACGACGAGAGCCAGAGGGAGAACCAACUAAACGUUACGGCCGACGGCGACGACGGGGCCCCAAACACCAAAUGCAAAGUGUGCGGGAAACAGUUUGAGACGGAGGGGAAGCUGAACACCCACAUGAGGACCCACGGCAUGGCGUUCAUCAAGGCCAAAAGACUCAGUUCGGCUGAGAAAUGAGAUGAGUCAAGUACAAUUUGAACGUUUCAACGGACAGGGUCCUACUAUAUGUACAAAAUACCGCAGCACGUGUAAAAUACAGUAUGUGAGAGUCAUUCUUUGUUUUUAAUAAAGCAACAUAGUUUUUGUA